GCCAACGGAGAGCAUAGCAUGCACUAUGUGAUUUCCUAGUAUUCCUAGCUAACUAUAUAUAUGGCCUAAUAUAACUAAUUAAUUAGCCUCUUUCUGAAGGCAAUUUCUCUCGGUUGAUCCUCUCAAAUAUUUGAUUGUUUUUAUUAAUCAUAUUUCAUAUUUGUAUAUAUGUUGAUCGUUCUUUGAGGUGAUUGGUUUGAGUUGUGGGAUGAGAAGAAGCCAAGGCAAGUGUUGAUCAAGAUGGAGAAGCAGGGCACGUGCAUUACCAACUCAUCAUGCAUGUACUAUACCCUUCAUUAUUAUAAUUAAUACUACACAUUUAUUAAUUGUCUACACACUUACAUAAAUAAAAAUACUAGUAUAUAGUUAGUGGCUUAAAAUUAUCAAAAAAAAAGUUAGUGGCUUAAUGAGUUAAUCAUCUGAGUUGGUAUUUCAUGUGUCCGCCUUCGCCAUCAUGACCACUUUGCCUUUAUGUUAAUGGUGGAUUCCUGCAAGCAUAUCCACUCCAGCAGCCAUAUCAUCCAUCAUCUUCAUAAAUUUGCCCACAUGCAGAUCAUAUCCUUAAUUAUGAAGAAUAGUUUCAAAUACGGACCUACUCUUCAAUCUUCAUGAGUGUCACAAUGAUGCCAUUGAACUAUAAGCUUUGUAGGAGUUGAUAAAGUUAAAUGAACGAUGAUAACAACAUUGCGCCACCCGCCUCCGACGCCUUCACCGGAAGCGGUUGCCGAACCGGUGAUCGUGGUCGGCCAAAACUACUUGGCACCAUAUGUGAUAGAUUUGAACGUUACUAGGAAGAUGAUGAUGAUGUUAAUGGAAGGCACUACCAUCUCGGUCAACGACAUCUAUGGCGAUCAAUGGUUUAAGGUUAGGGGCAAAAUGUUGAGCUUGCGUGACCGCCGUGUUUUGUUUGACGUUGCUGAUAACCCCCUCGUCACGUUCCAACACAAGCUACUAACUGCACAUAGAAGAUGGAUAGCAUACAGAGGAGACAGCACAGAUGAAAAUGAUGUACUUUUUACUGUUAGACAGUCAUCACUAAUUCAAGUCACAUCUGAUUCCAAGACAAAACUUGAAGUGUUCAUGGCACAUAACAUGGCCAAAGAAGGUAAUGGUGUGUGUGAUUUCUACGUCAAAGGCAGUUGUUGUGAAACUUCUUGUGACAUUUUCAUCGGAGGGACUAAGACUAUGAUUGCUCAGAUGCACAGAAGUCAAAGUUUCUUUAGUGCGUAUCUUGGAAAAGACAAUUUCACGAUGUCCAUUCGUCCAAAUGUUGAUUAUGCCUUCAUUGUUUCACUUGUUGUGAUUCUUGAAGAAAUUAAUAGUGAGAGGAAACGCCAAGAACUGGUCAUAAAAUCUUGUGGCCUUUUCGGUUAAUAUAUGUAUGUAUAACAAUAAUCAAACACAUUAAAAUGCUUAAAAUAUAAUAUUGUACAAAUAUCAAUUAAAUGAUCUCACAAACAUAGAUUUUAUGUUGAUUACCCGCUCACUAUCACUGAUUUGAUGCAUAUAGUUCAACCAAAG
Messenger RNA from Cuscuta epithymum, 1521 nucleotides. Lineage: Eukaryota; Viridiplantae; Streptophyta; Magnoliopsida; Solanales; Convolvulaceae. The record is from the annotation of a GenBank genome assembly.